Opisthocomus hoazin is the source of this 2710-nucleotide messenger RNA. The record is from RefSeq and is a predicted model, not a curated record. Lineage: Eukaryota; Metazoa; Chordata; Aves; Opisthocomiformes; Opisthocomidae.
AUGAAUUACGUUGGACAGUUAGCGGGGCAAGUGUUUGUAACUGUGAAGGAGCUCUAUAAGGGACUAAACCCAGCCACAUUGUCGGGAUGUAUAGAUAUAAUUGUUGUAUGUCAGCCAGAUGGAAAUCUUCAGUGUUCCCCUUUCCAUGUACGCUUUGGGAAAAUGGGAGUUCUACGUUCUAGGGAGAAAGUGGUUGACAUAGAAAUUAAUGGAGAGGCUGUAGAUUUGCACAUGAAACUAGGAGACAAUGGAGAGGCCUUUUUUGUGCAGGAGAUGGACAAUGAUCAGGAGGUAAUUCCUUAUCAUCUCUCCACAUCUCCCAUUCUGUCUGAGGCAACUGCUUUAAUGGAAGCUCAGUUGAAGAGGAAUUCCAUAGACAGGCUAAGAAACCUGGACACCAGUGCAUCCUCACAAGUACCACCCCAAGCCCAUGGAUCCCAGCCUUCCACUGAAACAUCUCCAGUCAGUAGCUCUGUGAAAAAAAGGAGGAAAAAGAGGAGGAAAUCUACCCAUAAAAUAGACAGCUUGAAAAGAGAAGACAAUGGAGACACAUCAGAAGACGAAGACAUGUUUCCUAUAGAGAUUAGCUCAGAGGAAGAAAAAGAACCGUUGGAUAAUUCAAGGUAUCACAGUGAAAUUGAGAUAUGUAACGGAAACCUACUGCUAGUUUCUACGUUUUCUCAGUCUGCAUCUUACCCUCAUUCAGAUGGAGAAUGGUCAACUCUUCAAAGCCGAUCAGGUUCACGCCCUCCUACUCCUCAAAGUGACUCAGAAUUAGUCAGUAAACCUAUGGACCGAAGUGGACUGAAGAAUAAUCCCCACAUGCACUGGGCAUGGGGAGAGCUACCUCAGGCUGCAAAGGCCAGUUCUCUGCUCAAAGCAAAGGAACCCAGUGUGGUGGAUGUAAAUCCUUCUGAAAGCACUCACUUUCGGGUCAUCCAAAGUGCUCCUGUAGAGGAGUUUAACACUGUGUCUCCUCUGCCUGCCCUUGGACAAGCAGAUGCAGCAAGUGCUGAUGAAAGUGAGCCCUUAGCAGCCGAAACAAAUAAGCCAGAGACAGAGUCUCCAGGAGCAGCUGCACCACCGUUGCCUGCCAAUGAAGAAAUAAAACAAGCUGCAACUUGCUCAGCCCAACCAGCUGGCAAGACAGAUUCCCCUUCCAGAAAGAAAGACAAACGAAGCCGGCAUCUUGGUGCUGAUGGUGUCUAUUUAGAUGACCUCACUGACAUGGAUCCAGAAGUUGCUGCACUUUACUUCCCCAAGAAUGGGGAUAAUGUCCAAAGCAAGACCAUGAGCGACGUGGGGCCACGGUCUGCCAGCCAGUCUCCGCAGUCUGUCGGGAGCUCAGGUGUUGACAGUGGAGCUGAAAGCACCUCGGAUGGAAUUCGAGAUUUGCCCUCCAUUGCCAUUUCUCUCUGUGGAGGCCUUACUGACAGCAAAGAAAUAACCAAAGAAGAAUUCUUAGAACAUGCAGUAACAUAUCAGCAGUUUGUGGAUAAUCCUGCUAUCAUUGACGACCCUAACCUAGUGGUUAAGAUUGGAAAUAAGUACUACAACUGGACAACAGCUGGUCCCCUUCUGCUGGCAAUGCAGGCAUUCCAGAAACCUUUGCCAAAGGCCACUGUGGAAUCUAUAAUGCGUGACAAGAUGCCCAAAAAAGGUGGAAGGUGGUGGUUUUCAUGGCGAGGGAGGAACAGCACUAUUAAAGAGGAAACAAAACCAGAGCAAGGCAUGAGUGGGAGUGGACUUACAGGAGAAGACUCUUUGCAGAUGAGCCUGUCAAACAGAAUAAAAGAUGAAUCUUCUUCAAGCGAUGAAGACCCCAGAGCUGCCAAACAAAACCUUGGGUCAUUACAAACCAACUCAAGUCAUCUCUCAUUAUUGUCUGGAAUCAGUUACAAAAAAACACUGCGACUCACUUCUGACCAGCUUAAAAGCUUAAAGCUCAAGAAUGGCCCCAAUGAUGUGACUUUUAGUGUUACAACACAAUACCAAGGCACUUGCCGCUGCGAAGGCACCAUUUACCUAUGGAAUUGGGAUGAUAAAGUUGUUAUUUCUGACAUUGAUGGAACAAUCACACGGUCGGAUACUUUAGGUCAUAUUUUGCCGACUCUUGGAAAGGACUGGACACACCAAGGGAUUGCAAAGUUGUACCAUAAAGUGAGCCAAAAUGGAUAUAAAUUUUUGUAUUGCUCAGCACGCGCUAUUGGAAUGGCAGACAUGACCAGAGGAUACUUGCACUGGGUCAAUGAACGAGGAACUGUGCUGCCUCAAGGGCCAGUGUUGCUGAGUCCAAGCAGCUUGUUCUCAGCUUUUCACAGGGAGGUGAUAGAAAAGAAGCCAGAAAAAUUUAAAGUUCAGUGUUUGACAGACAUCAAAAAUUUGUUUUAUCCUAACACAGAACCUUUUUAUGCUGCUUUUGGAAACAGACCUGCUGAUGUUUAUUCAUACAAACAGGUGGGAGUUUCUUUAAACAGAAUAUUUACAGUUAACCCCAAAGGAGAACUUAUACAAGAGCAUGCAAAGACAAACAUCUCAUCCUAUGUCAGACUGUGUGAAGUGGUAGAUCACAUUUUCCCUUUGCUGAAAAGAAGCCAUUCUUCAGACUUCCCUUGUUCUGACACCUACAGUCAGUUCACCUACUGGAGAGAACCUCUGCCGCCCUUUGAAACUCAGGAUGUACAUCCAGCCUCAUCUUAACUGCAUCUCC